UGCGUGGUUAGAGAGAGCUCAGAACGCGUGGGAGGACGACAACGACGUGGGUGAGUCCGGGUACCCAUCAUGGAGGGCAACGUGAGAAGGAGAGGCAUGCUGUACAUCCAACAGCAACGUUUUGGAAAGCGAUGGAAGAAGAUGUGGUGCGUGCUGCACGGAGAGAGCAGGUGUUCCGUAGCCCACCUGGAGCUGUACGAGUACAAACAAGGCUCCGAGAUGGCCUCCUCUUCCUCCUCCUCCUCUUCCUCCUCCUCCACCUCCUCCUCUGGGUCCUAUGGAGGCGGCAGAACAGAUGCCAGCGCGCUCCGUAGGCAGGACAGCAAGCGCAUCAUCCUGCUGAGGGACUGUGUCAGCGUGGAGGAGCUGGACCUGCUGGACUGCCCCAACAACUGCGUCCCCUUCCUGGUGGAGACCAAGGAGAAGCGCUUCCUCUUCGCGUCGCCCUUCACGGACCUCAGGCACUGGGUCUCAGGCCUGUGCGAGCUGGCCUUCCCCAUGAAUAGAGCGGAAGGUGGAGCACAGGGACCUCUUGCUCGGCAGCAGUCAGUGAAGAACACACCGGCACCACCAGCACCUGCCCAAAUGGUGGAGAACUCGCUCUAUGAAAGGACAUAUAAAGCAGGUGACUUCCCAGUGUCCAUCGUGAGAACAGAGGCCUCGGACAGAUGGCAGCUGAACGGCGCGUACAUCCUGUCACCUGAAGCCGACCGCAUGGUCCUCAAGGACCCCAUCUGUAAGGAGAUCCUCUUCGUCUGGCCUUACAGCCUGGUCAGAAAGUUUGGCCAAGACAAGACCACGUUUUCCUUCGAGGCGGGCCGCAGAUGUGAGACCGGCGAGGGCAUCUUUGAGUUUGCCACCAGCGGUGCCGAGAGCCUCUUCAGGAUAAUCAACACGGCCAUCAACAGUGCUCAGCGGCGGCACAGGGCCUCUUUGAAGCCGUCCAGACGCGCGCCGAUAACAUCGGCACCGCUGCCACCACCACCGGCGCCCCCACCGGCCGAGGAGGAGUUCGACCCCCCAGCGCACUGCUCCAUCUCCACGAUCCAGGUGGACGCCAGUGGCCAUCAGGUCCCCGAGAGUGUGGUAACUGGUGCAGCACCACAGUCACCUCUGCUGCCAACAGCUCAAGGAGGGGUGGGAGUGGGAGUGGGGGUGGGGGUGGGUGUGAGGGCGGGGUUGGGGGCGCCUCCAAAGCCGAACCGUGAGCUGAAAAGACUCACGGCUUCUCUGCGGAGCCAGUCGCUCAACGCCAUCAAGCUGCCCAAGAAGGACCUGGUGAGGCACAUCUCCAGCUGCCCGCCGCUCCAGCCCCACCCCCAGGAGCCACAGCCAGCCCCGCCGGAGGUCAUCUACGCCAAGGUCGCCCGGCAGAAACACAGACAUCAGCUGCCAUCCCAGGCGCAGGUGCAGGUGCAGGGCCAGGGCCAGGGUCAGGCGGUGGGGCUGGAAGAUGAGAUGAAGGAGGGGGAGGGAGAAGCCUGUUGUGGUGGGGGCGGUGAAGGGGGAGGUGGUGGGCAAGCACGCCGCGUGUGA
Engraulis encrasicolus (European anchovy) is the source of this 1536-nucleotide messenger RNA. Its product is annotated as docking protein 3. Bases 70 to 1536 code for a protein of 488 amino acids. NCBI's taxonomy places the organism in Eukaryota, Metazoa, Chordata, Actinopteri, Clupeiformes, Engraulidae. The record is from RefSeq and is a predicted model, not a curated record. The transcript has 6 exons. Gene Ontology annotation, biological process: Ras protein signal transduction; cell surface receptor protein tyrosine kinase signaling pathway; positive regulation of MAPK cascade. Gene Ontology annotation, cellular component: cytoplasm.